Molecule: messenger RNA, 499 nt
Organism: Contarinia nasturtii (swede midge)
Lineage: Eukaryota; Metazoa; Arthropoda; Insecta; Diptera; Cecidomyiidae
Exons: 7
Coding region: 79-426 (115 amino acids)
Source: RefSeq, a predicted model, not a curated record
GGUAUAAAUAUUGUUGUUGAACCAAGGAAAAUUCAGUUAAUUUUGAGAAAUCAUCUCGUCAUUCUUAAAUCAAGCAACAUGAUAUUUUUCCGCAAUCUAUUGGUAGUAGCUCUGAUCGCUUUGGUGAUCAUGACUUUGUCGGUCGAGGGAAAUGAGAAAAAUAGACAACGACGUUUGAGAAAGCUUGAAGAACGAAAGAAAAGUAGAGCUAGCGAUGAAGGUGCUUCAACUUCAGGGCGUCCAGAAGCUACCGAUCAUUCAGGAGAUUAUGAAAUAGCAAAUGCAAUUGGAAGAUCCAUGUAUUCGGCGACCAAUAACGAAGAGAUGGCUGCUGCGAUACGAGCAAUGGCUCAUAUGCUAAGCGGUAUGCAAGUGGGACCCCCAGGAAUUGUUACAAAUGAAACAGAGAAGAAGGAAAAGAAAUAAUGUUAUUAAACGAUUUUUUUGUAUGCUUUUCAUUUUGAUAUCAACAAUAAAAUGUUUCAAUUCAGCAAAAUUA